CCUAAUCGCAGUUGUCAGUGGUUAAUAACAACUUAAAACAUUCUUGAUGUGUAGCAGUGGUUGUUUGUUGCUAUUAGGGGUGAUGGCGUGAAAAAUUUGUGUUGGGAGUUUUGGAAAGCCGCAGAUUGUACAGAUGUGGCGGCUAAUGUUUUGUAGCGACAAAUGGCGAUGUUCGAGAAGAAGAGCCAAAGGAAAAUUUGUCUAGACGAUACGGAAACGUUGACAUGCGCAAUUGAAAAUUAUCAAAACAUACAAGGGCACACGGAAUAUGUUAUACGUGUGCAACGUGGACCAAUACCAGAGAAAUCGUGGCAUGUCUGUAGGAGGUAUAGUGAUUUUGUAUCGCUGCACAAUGCGUUGCAGCAGUCAAGUCUCCCUCUACCACUACCUCCUAAAAAACUUAUUGGAAACAUGGAUCGAGAAUUCGUAGCUGAGCGGCAGCUUGGUCUUCAGAGUUACUUGAAUUUAAUACUUAUGAAUCCCAUAUUAGCUUCAUCUCUUCCUGUAAGAAAAUUCCUAGACCCAGAGAAUUACUCUACAUCAUUCCAAGAAGUGGCUUUACAACAUGUCUCAAUGGCUCUUAGAGGAGAAGUUAACUAUGAAAUAAUGAGGCCUAUACCUGAAAUGGGUUGGCGUAUUCGGAAACAUUAUUUCCUGGUAAAAAAUCAUAACCAACCUAAAGAUGAAAUGGUGCUUUCUUGGGUUGAAUACGGACCUGACAAACAUCUGGAUGACCGUGAAAUGCUAAGUGCUUGCAAGAGCAUUUCAAGUAUGCAGCAUCCAUUUAUCCAGAAACCAGAAUUUAUAAACUGCAAUGAGAUUGGAGGGUAUGUAGUUCGUGCUCUAAAUAAUGCAGGAACCUUGCGUGAUUUACUGUAUUGUUCAAAACCAAAAUCAACGUUUCUGAGAAAGUACGGCAACCCCAAGCAGCGUAAGCCAUUGUUGGUUGAAGAAGUUUCACUGUAUGGAAAGCAGAUCCUUGAAGCCCUUUCUUUCUUGAAUUAUAAAGGACUCCCAUAUGGCCAUCUGCACCCAGGAAAUGUAAUCGUAGAAAAUGGACGAAUCAAGUUAAUCGACAUUGAAAAUGGUAUUUUGGGACUUCCAUCUUUCUACAGGCCAUAUAUACUACACCACAAAAAAAUUAAGACAAUGGAAGCAGUAGAUGUGUAUUGUUUUGGACAUGUAAUUUAUGAAAUGGCCUUCGCUUAUCCUCUUUAUGACUCAGUCUGUGAUAUUCUGCCACCACAUUGUCCGCCAUUACUACGUUCACUUUUGGAGUCCAUUUUAUCUACAGAAGCAUGCAAAGAUGGUAUGCCCUCAAUUCCUACCCUUUUGGCGCAUCCUUUUUUUAAUGGUUUCACUUCAAAUGGUCUUUCAAAUACGUCAGCUGAUGAACAAGCGUAUCUAAAAUUUUCAUCUCAUUUGAGAGAGUCCCUUAAGGAUGCACGACAAAAGAUGGAAGAGAGACUAAAAGAAGAACAGAAAAUGGUCAGGCAGCAGAAACGUUUGGUGAAAGUGCAAGAGUUACUGACAACAGAAGGUGAUAAAAGAAACAGGAAGCAAAAACUGAAACUGCAGGAACAGACUGCUCCACAACAACAAUUAAUUACCAAUGGAAAAUCACCAGAACGGUCAGAAAGUCCGAACAGUACCAGUACUGCAACAUCCAUUGGGACAGUUACACCUCCAUCAGGACCCUCCGAAUCAUCCCACUCCACAUCAGUCGCCAUGGAUAGCAGCCGGUCUGCACUCCUUGGAUCAAUUUGCAACUUUAAUAAGGCAGCACUACGACAUAUUGAGUCACCAGAAGCAUCAGACAAUGUUGGUCGUGUACUGCGAUAAUAUCUUGGCCACAACAAGUACCAUAACUUUCAUCUUUGACAGUACAUUUACAUGGAGAAGUGAGAGGAAAUGAGAACUAACAUGUUUUGUUCUUGUCAAACAAUGAAUCUUCUGUGUUUUUAUGUUGUCAUGUACAGCUAUUUUCUCUCUUAAGGUCUAUUUAUUUUCAUAUAAUGUUUAAUGUGGAAAUGCCUUGUGUAAAUAAUGGCGCAGUAUAUUGAAGGAAAGCAAAGUAAAGCUUUAUAUGUCAACUACAAAUUCUGUGUGACAGGAAUGUUAGAAUGCUCCAUUUCCAGCCAUGAGGUCCACUGUCUCAUUGACAACAGAAUCUCACGUUACACUUUCAGUGAAAAACUAAAUUGUAAUCUGCAAAAGCUUUGGUUGACAAAAAUGCUGUUCACUGAUUGAAAGCCCAUUGACAGAGUAUAGUAUUUUAUAAAUGACAUUUUUAAUAUAUGUAAUAUGUGAACUGAUUAUUCAUUGUAUGUAAUCUGUUGGUUUUCUCCUAUAUUUCUUUCAUUUCUAUAAUUCCCUUUGUAAUUGUAGUUUUUCUUAAAUUUAUAGUGAAACUUGACUGUUGUAUGCAUUGCAAUAAUUUUGUGCUCACAUUUUGAGUAAGCAGUAUGUAAGUUCCUUUCUGCAUGAUUGUUUUUUUCAUUAUU
Molecule: messenger RNA, 2504 nt
Organism: Schistocerca piceifrons (Central American locust)
Lineage: Eukaryota; Metazoa; Arthropoda; Insecta; Orthoptera; Acrididae
Product: PX domain-containing protein kinase-like protein
Exons: 10
Coding region: 163-1842 (559 amino acids)
Biological process (GO): endosome to lysosome transport; early endosome to late endosome transport; protein targeting to lysosome
Cellular component (GO): late endosome; extrinsic component of endosome membrane; early endosome
Molecular function (GO): phosphatidylinositol binding; protein kinase activity; actin binding
Source: RefSeq, a predicted model, not a curated record